UCUUGGAACCUCCUCCUUUUUCUGAAGAGCAAAAGCUGUAGAAGAAGGAGGGCAACAACAAUGGCGGAGAAAGGAGGAUUCGGGUUUACACCGACCACCGCUAAAAAAUCCAGCCUCAAACAACCCGUCGCAGAGUCAGCAGCAGGCACCACAAUGGCAAAAUUCCUUUGGUCGAUCUAGAAUCAGAAUCUUUGUGUAAGUAUGGAUUGUGUUGACGAGAGUAAAUUAUCAUGGUGCAGUGUCUAGACGGAUACAAGCAUUUGUGGGCUUUUGUUUUAAAUUGUUUUAAUUUGGAUUUGUAUAAGCAACCCGGACUUGAAGAUCCUGAAAUUCUCGCAAGCGAAACUGUCUUUAGUGUAAACGAAAUAGAAGCGCUCUACGAGCUGUUCAAGAAGAUUAGUAGUGCUGUAAAUGACGACGGACUGAUCAACAAGGAAAAGUUUCAAUUAGCUCUGUUUAAAACAAACAAGAAGGAAAGCUUAUUUGCGGGCCGGGUUUUUGACUUGUUUGACACAAAGCACAAUGGGAUAUUAGGUUUUGAAGAGUUUGCCCGUGCUCUUUCCGUCUUUCACCCCGAUGCUCGUGUUGAUGAUAAGAUUGAGUUUUCAUUUCAGCUAUAUGAUCUCAAGCAGCAAGGAUUUAUCGAGAGACAAGAGGUGAAGCAAAUGGUAGUUGCCACACUUGCUGAAUCAGGAAUGAAUCUUUCAGAUGAUGUGAUCGAAAAUAUCAUCGACAAGACAUUCGAGGAAGCCGAUACCAAACAUGAUGGGAAGAUAGAUAAAGAGGAGUGGCGAAACCUUGUUUUACGACAUCCUUCUCUGUUGAAGAAUAUGACCCUUCAACAUCUCAGGGACAUCACAACUACAUUCUCGAGCUUUGUGUUUCAUUCUCGAGUCAAGGAUACUUGAGAUCAGAGCCGUCUUAUGGACUAGGCCAGCUACGCUGUUGCCUAGAGCCUCAAAUUGUUAGGGCCCAA
Papaver somniferum (opium poppy) is the source of this 976-nucleotide messenger RNA. Its product is annotated as calcineurin B-like protein 3. The transcript has 10 exons. Gene Ontology annotation, molecular function: calcium ion binding; kinase binding. NCBI's taxonomy places the organism in Eukaryota, Viridiplantae, Streptophyta, Magnoliopsida, Ranunculales, Papaveraceae. The record is from RefSeq and is a predicted model, not a curated record. Gene Ontology annotation, biological process: calcium-mediated signaling. Bases 231 to 908 code for a protein of 225 amino acids.